Orbicella faveolata is the source of this 1791-nucleotide messenger RNA. Its product is annotated as probable serine/threonine-protein kinase pats1. NCBI's taxonomy places the organism in Eukaryota, Metazoa, Cnidaria, Anthozoa, Scleractinia, Merulinidae. The record is from RefSeq and is a predicted model, not a curated record.
GGUGCACAGCUUAUGAGAGCUUAAUUGUAGUCGACCUUGUCUGCAAGCGACGCGAAAAUUUACUGGUCUCCAUGCUGAUUGUCGAUUUACAGACGAGAACAAUGAUUAAUCCAGCGCAGAGCGGUCAGGGCAGGAUUUUUGUUGAAAGCGUCAGAGUUACAGGAGAACAAGGCGAUGCAACAGACAAGCAAUAUGUGUUCCCAAGACAGUGCUUGGUACUGGGCGACUCUGAAGUUGGUAAAACCAGUCUAGUAAAGUCGCUCACUGGAAAACCAUUUGAUCCUAAGCAGCAAAAAACCCGAGGAAUUGAUGAGCUUCUUGUGGAUAAUGAGUGGAAAAACUGCAACUUAACGGAUCUUGUCUUCGGAGACCUUUGGAAGUUCCUUAAAAGCGGCCACGUAGCAUUAUUUUUAGGCACAAGUGGAACAGCAACUUUUUGUGAAGAGGUCUUUAAUAUUUCCUCGAAAUCCUGGGGGUCCUUUAUCCCGUAUUUUAUCGGGAUAAUGCUAUCCGUUUCAGUGCUCGUAGGAAUAAUAUUUAAUUUUCAGUUUCUGUCAAGAAUGGUUUCGCGUUCGUUCAAUGCCUAACAUAACGGGAGGCCUAUCUAACAAUUUUAUGUUACUAGCACUAAUGGCCACUGGAAAAAUUGACACGGCCAUGUUAAAAGGUGCCCUGAACGAAAAGUUUCCCUCACUCAAACUGCAGAUCCUUGAUUUUGCUGGAGAUAAAGAAUACUAUGCCUAUCAUCAUAUGUUUCUCAAGAGCCAGGCUAUUUAUAUCAUUGUAUUCAACAUAGCUAAGCAUGUACACAAUAACUUUAGGAAUAUAAAUGGAGCCAUCCAAAGAGUUCAGUUCUGGUUGGAAUCUGUCUGUAGCCAUGUACCAUCGAAAACACCAAUCUUCCUUGUUGGAACACACAGAGGAGACUUGAACAAAAACUGCAUGCACAUCUUAAAUGGUCAUUUAAGGAAACAUCUUUGGGACCGCUACUGUGAUGAGCUGGUUAUCAAUGAUGUUGAUAAGUUGAUAUUUUUUCCCGUUGAAAACUCCAAAGGAGAAAAUGAUGUUGGAGUCCAGAGCCUUCGAAUGAAAGUCAUGUCUGUUGCCGAAGAAAGAGAGGAAGUUAGAGAUUGUGACAUACCUUUAUCAUGGAUUGCAAUCAAAGAUCUAAUUAUCAAUCAAAGGGAAAAGGAGAAAGCCAAGUUCUGUGUGACACUUAAAGAAUUUCCCUACUCAUUUGACAACUUCAUUUGCACUGACUGGUCUGAAGAAACCUUAAAGUACUUCCACGAAAAAGGCCUGCUAAUAUAUCUUGACAAAGAUCCGGAGCUUUCCAAAUGGGUGCUUCUUAAGCCUGAAAUACUGGUUAAUAUCAUCAUCCAGCUUGUCACACCACCACCGCAAAUGAAAGAGGAAAGAGGCUUCAGACGUGACUGGAAACUUCUGCAUCGCAAAGGAUUGCUGACUAAAUCACUGCUGACCAGAAUAAUCUCAACAGUACAAGAAAACGAAGAAGCCUUGACAGCAUUCCUUGAAGAAUACGAUUUGAUCUGCCCCUUGUCAAACAAGGAGGUGAACAUUUAUGGACGCUCUAGACAAGACCAGAAAAUUCUGGCCCCAGAAAAUCCUGGUGCGCAUGCGUUCAAGUUCACUUACGGCGAGAGAGUAACCGCUGUAGCUAAUGCUGGCUCACCUUCGCAUUCUCAGUCCCAGAGUUCUCGAUUUCUUCAUGCAAACCAAAAGGAUCGGUGGCCUCUGACAACGAGAUUGGAUCGGAAGAAGAUCGAUUAA